AAUUGGUUUAUGAUAUAAAAAAAGAAGUUUUACUAAAAUCACUUCAAAGAAUCGAGGUAAUGCAAUCGAUUUUCACCUUAUCUGACGUGCUGUUUCAAUCGUUUGCUAACGUGGACGACUACUGUUUUAUGUUAUAUGUUGUGUCGGUGAGUCCGCAUCGAUUUCUCUCGAAAUACCGUGAAAGUGCUUGUUUCUUUCGACAAAAUGACGAUGUCGACGGUAGAACAGCCGUGUUACACGCUCAUUAAUUUCCCGGACACUCAGCCGAUGGGGGAGAUGCAGCUGAAACAGGACCUGGAAAAGGGUGACACGAAAGUGAAGAUCGAAGCUCUCAAGAAUGUCAUCCACAUGAUAGCUAACGGGGAAAGGCUUCCGGGCCUGCUAAUGCACAUAAUCAGAUUCGUCCUUCCCUCCCAAGACCACAAUAUCAAGAAACUCCUGCUCAUCUUCUGGGAGAUCGUGCCUAAGACCUCACCCGACGGCACAUUACUUCAGGAGAUGAUUCUCGUCUGCGACGCAUACCGUAAGGACCUACAGCAUCCCAACGAAUUCGUCAGAGGGUCGACUCUGAGGUUCCUCUGCAAAUUAAAAGAGCCGGAGUUGCUCGAGCCUCUUAUGCCUGCGAUUCGGUCCUGCCUCGAACACAGGAUCUCCUACGUUAGGAGGAACGCCGUUCUCGCCAUAUUCACUAUAUACAGGAACUUUGAGUUCCUCAUUCCAGAUGCGCCAGAGUUGAUAGCCAAUUUUUUGGACGGAGAGCAAGACAUGUCUUGCAAAAGGAACGCAUUUCUCAUGCUCCUUCAUGCCGAUCAGGAUAGAGCGUUGUCUUAUUUGGCAUCGUGCCUGGACCAAGUGACUUCCUUCGGCGAUAUAUUACAACUUGUCAUCGUCGAGCUUAUUUACAAAGUGUGUCAUGCCAAUCCUUCAGAAAGAUCACGGUUUAUUAGAUGUAUAUAUAAUCUACUUAAUUCCAGCAGCCCAGCUGUAAGAUACGAAGCUGCCGGAACCCUCAUAACGCUCUCCAGUGCACCAACAGCCAUUAAAGCUGCAGCUUCUUGCUAUAUUGAUCUAAUAAUCAAAGAAAGCGAUAAUAACGUCAAGUUGAUAGUACUCGACAGGCUUAUUGCUUUAAGAGAUAUACCUGCUUAUGAGAGGGUCUUGCAAGAUUUGGUCAUGGAUAUUCUUAGGGUCCUGGCUAGCACGGACAUGGAGGUACGGAAAAAAGCCCUAAACCUUGCUCUUGAUCUGACAACAUCGAGAUGCAUCGAAGAGAUGGUCCUGAUGCUCAAAAAAGAAGUUGCCAAGACUCAUAAUCUAUCAGAACAUGAUGACACAGGAAAAUAUAGACAGUUGUUGGUUCGUACUCUUCACUCUUGCUGUAUGAAAUUUCCAGAUGUUGCUGCUUCGGUGAUCCCAGUAUUGAUGGAAUUCCUUUCGGACACUAGUGAGUUAGCGUCAUAUGAUGUUUUAGUAUUUAUGAGAGAGGCUAUUCACAAAUUUGAACACCUUCGGUCAAUAAUAAUAGAAAAACUAUUAGAAGUGUUCCCAUCUAUCAAAUCUGUCAAGGUUCACAGGGCAGCUCUUUGGAUUCUAGGCGAAUACACCGACAGUAAAGAAGAUAUAUUGGCUGUUAUGAAACAGAUCAGGCAGACUCUGGGUGAUAUACCUAUCGUUGAGGAUGAGUUAAAGAGGGCGGCUGGAGAAAAAGUGGAAGAGAGUGAACAACCAGUUGCCACUAAAUUGGUCACAUCGGAUGGAACCUAUGCUACACAGUCAGUGUUCAAUACAGUUUCCUCGACCAAAAAAGAAGAUAGGCCUCCUUUGCGUCAAUACUUAAUGGAUGGGGAUUUUUUCAUCGGCGCUGCAGUUGCUUUUACUCUGGCAAAACUAUCAUUGAGAUUUGCUCAACAAGUUGAAAGUACAAAGAUACAAAAUAAAUUUUUCUCAGAGGCUAUGUUGAUCAUCUCAUCAAUUUUGCACCUUGGUAAAUCCGGCCUGCCAAGUAAAGCUUCAAACAAUGAUGACACCGAGCGGAUGCUAUUCUCCCUUAGAGUACUUUGUAGCCAAGCGCCACAAUUUAUCACACAAAUUUUUACUAAAGAAUGUCGCAAUGCAUUAGCUGCUAUGUUAAUUGCAAAACAAAAUGAAGAAUCUAAUGUAACUAAGGCAAAGGAAAAAACAGUUCAGGCCAUACAAGUCGACGAUCCCGUGUCAUUUUUACAGCUGUCUUCUUUGAGAUCAGACAUGGGCACAGAAAAUGUUUUUGAAUUGAGUUUGAACCAAGCUGUAGCUGGGCCUACAGCAGGAAGCUCUGAUACAACAGAUCUUUUCUUUUCCGCUAGCAAAUUGAACAAAGUAACUCAGCUCACUGGUUUUUCAGAUCCUGUUUACGCCGAGGCUUAUGUGCACGUCAACCAAUAUGACAUAGUCCUAGAUGUGCUUAUUGUCAAUCAAACAAGUGACACUCUUCAAAACUGUACGCUUGAGCUGGCCACACUUGGAGAUUUAAAGUUGGUUGAAAAGCCACAGCCUUGCGUCCUCGCUCCACAUGAUUUUUGCAACAUUAAAGCCAAUGUGAAAGUAGCAUCGACUGAAAACGGUAUAAUAUUUGGAAACAUCGUUUAUGAUAUCACAGGAGCAGCUUCAGACAGGAAUGUUGUAGUUCUCAAUGACAUACAUAUUGAUAUAAUGGAUUAUAUCGUCCCUGCGUCCUGUUCCGACAUCGAGUUCCGACAGAUGUGGGCAGAGUUCGAAUGGGAAAACAAGGUUUCGGUCAACACCAACCUUACAGAUCUGCACGAGUACCUAGCACAUCUGCUCAAGAGUACCAAUAUGAAAUGUCUCACACCGGAAAAAGCGCUCUGUGGACAGUGCGGCUUCAUGGCUGCCAACAUGUAUGCUAGAUCUAUUUUUGGAGAAGAUGCCUUGGCAAACCUAAGCAUUGAAAAGCCUUUUAACAAGCCUGAUGCUCCAGUAACUGGCCAUAUCAGGAUCAGGGCCAAAAGUCAGGGUAUGGCUCUAAGCCUUGGCGAUAAAAUAAGUAUGACACAGAAAAGAGCACACAAAUCUUAUGGACAAUAAUUUUUUUUUAAUAGUUAUAAUAAACAAUUUACGAUUUAUAAUUAUUGUAUCUAUAGAAUUAUUAACUUUCCUCUUAUUGUAUCAUUAACAUGUAAAGUGCAAUUUAUACUAUUAUGCUUUAAAUAAAACAAGAACUUGAAUUA
Molecule: messenger RNA, 3224 nt
Organism: Cimex lectularius (bed bug)
Lineage: Eukaryota; Metazoa; Arthropoda; Insecta; Hemiptera; Cimicidae
Gene: betaCOP
Product: coatomer subunit beta
Exons: 1
Coding region: 205-3081 (958 amino acids)
Biological process (GO): intracellular protein transport; intra-Golgi vesicle-mediated transport; endoplasmic reticulum to Golgi vesicle-mediated transport
Cellular component (GO): COPI vesicle coat; cytoplasm
Molecular function (GO): structural molecule activity
Source: RefSeq, a predicted model, not a curated record